Molecule: messenger RNA, 1068 nt
Organism: Botrytis deweyae
Lineage: Eukaryota; Fungi; Ascomycota; Leotiomycetes; Helotiales; Sclerotiniaceae
Exons: 5
Coding region: 1-1068 (355 amino acids)
Source: RefSeq, a predicted model, not a curated record
AUGGCUGUAGUAACAGCCGAUAAUUAUGGGCCACUUCUGAAUGUCGCUAUGUGGAUUGUAUUGGUACCCAUGAUUAUUAUGGCAUUGACCAAAAUCUAUACCAAAUACGACACUCUUCGCAAAAUCCAGAUGGAUGAUUAUUUGGGUCUCAUUGCUAUGUUGUCCUCAGUCGGUCAAUUCAUAUGCACAUCGGAACAAAUUGCUCAUGGACUUGGGCAAAAACAAGAUAAUAUCCUUCAGAGUGAGCUAAAUCGCUUCUAUAUAGCUCAAUAUGCUGGUAACAUUAUGUAUAUCUCAGCAAUCUUUCUCGCCAAGAUAUCAAAUCUUUACUUCUUCGUUUGUCUCACUAGAGAAGGAAGCAAGAAACGACGAUUGAUUCAUAGAAGCAUUGUCUGGAUUGGAAUAUGGAGCUUGAUCAGUAUAGUUGUGAUCGCUCUGCAAUGCCAGCUCCCAGAUCCUUGGGUGUUUGAGUCGGGGAAAUGUCUCAAUGUUAGAGCCUUUUGGACUAUCAACGCGGUAGUGGAUUCGUUGACCCAGGUGUUCGUUGGUCUGCUUCCUGUGUAUAUUCUGAAUGUUCUGAAAAUGGAGGAUUCCAAGAAAAGACUGACAAUACUUUUAUUCUCGCCGAACCUUUUGACCUUACCCCUUCUUACUCUUCGCAUAAUCUAUCUUUAUAACACCAUCGAUUCUACAAAUUAUACUUGGGAUUCAUUUAACUUGGCUUUAAUAACAAACCUGCACUCUUCCUUCACAAUUAUAUUGUCCUGUGUACCCUUCUCCAAAUCCAUCAUCGACAGCCUCGUCGUCGCACCGCAUAUCAUAACGGACACCACAAGUGGGGCCCUCUCAAGUGAUCGGCUAAAAGGUGCAGGAAGGGGAAACAGAUCUUACAUUCGAGGUUCUUCACGCUUCUUAAGUGGAGGUGCAACCAGGACAGCUACAAUCGUAACUGUUACUGGAGGUGAAUCACAAGAAUUGAACGAGUAUAUCAGCCGUGCCGAGAGCCAAGAACGAAUGAUCUCAGGGUCAACAAGCCCAGCUACAAGCAAAGCUGAAUGGCACUCAUAA